UUCCCAGUUUUGGGAAACGAGCUUUACCAUUCAUAUGUCGCAUUAAACUUAGAAAUUCUGUGGCAGUGCAGACGCAGGUCUCGAUAUUUUGUCCCCAAGCGGAUAAAUUUUCAACGGGGGAGGGGGGGCGGUGACAGCAAACCGAAAGACCGGGUGCAUUCGAGUCCAUGAGUAGAGCGCCCCUUACAGCCGAGUUCGGCCGGCACAGUCGGGUCGGGGCACUUGAGCGGGCGAACAAGCGGUCUCAGGACACCCGGUGCAGACAGAAAUCGGCGGUGGGAUCUGAAAACAUGGAACUGAACAGCGAUCUCGUGAACGGCGACAGUUCUCAUUCCGAGCGUACGAGCGGCAGAAGAACCAUCAAUUUCAAUAAUUAUGCCAACAAGAAGAGUGCAGCAGAAAGCAUGCUGGAUGUCGCACUACUAAUGGCAAAUGCAUCUCAGCUCAAAGCAGUGGUAGAUCAAGGAACCAGCUUCAGUUAUUAUGUGCCUCUCAUCAUUCUCAUUGGAAUUUCACUGGUAUUUCAAGUUGUGGUGGGCAUCUUAUUAAUAUUCAUUGUGAAAUAUGAUCUGAAUGACCCCAGGAAGCAAUACAAACUGGACAUCCUGAACAAUGUCACCACAAGCCUGGUGUUUGUAAUCGUUAUUGUGAACAUCUUCAUUACAGCAUUUGGAGUGCAGAGACCUUAUAACCCGGGAAAUCCGCAGUCUGUUUAGCAACUGCAAACUGAUGAUGAAACACCAGGAAUGACAAAAGGGAAUGGACAUCGCAUGCAUCCUGAGCAGUGUCAGACUAAGAAGAAAAGAGCCUUUUCACAAAAUCACUCCAAGCAUGGGAUAAAAUAAAUAUAUCUGCUUGUGAAAAAAUCUUAAUAAUUACUUUAAAAGUACAGAAACUUAUUUAGUUUUAUAAAAUGCAGCUCUCUAUCAUUUCUGUCAGUUAAUUUGAAGAAUAACAUUGGACGUCACUGAAAAAGCUGGCCAGUGUAAGUUAAGCAAAAAUAUUCUUUUUAUAAGUUAUGAUCAGGAGCAUCUGCACCUUAUAAAAUAAAUGUUAUUUUAAGUGAUCAGACUUAAGAAAUUGGUAAUAAGUUAAAUGACAAGAAAAUAUCAAGAGUGAUCCACUCAGCCCCUAAACCUAUACUAUCACUCAAUAAGAUCAAGCCUAAUCUACAAAAGACUUCAAACUCCACCGCCCACCCCCUGCCACAUGUCAAUGUUGGUUCCACAUAGCCCUGAAUUCUCUGAUCCUUAAUUGUGCCUACACAACAUUUUGGUGCAGAGAAUUCCAGAGAUGCGCCAUUCUUUGAGAGGAGAAAUUCCAGUGGACUUCAACUGUAAAUAUCUUCUGCCUUACCUUGUGGCUCUGCCUUCUCAUUUGAGCCUUUCCUUCUAGCUGCAGACUCUGCUUGGCAAGCCCCUUUAGGGUCUUACAUAUUUCAGCAGGCUGAUCCUUCAUUCUUCUGAACUCCAGGUUUGAGGCAGGACAAUCCUCUUGUCACAUAAGUGAAUCUCUGCUGGGCCACCUCCAGUGGUAAUAUAUCACUUCUUAAAUAGGGAAGCAGAACGGUACACAGAAUUCCAGGUGCAGUUCACCAACACACUGAACAUUGGUACUUCUCUCUUAUUAAAUUCCAACCCCCAAUAAUGAAGGACAAGUUUGCCGUUUAAUAACAUGCUGUUAACUUUCUGUACCUCAUGCACAAGCACGCAAUUGCAGUCUCUCUCUACUUAAAUAGUAGUCUGCUUUAUGAUUCCUUUUACUGAUGUGGGUGACUUCACAUUUUCUUACCAUAACCUCCAUUUUUACCACUCACUUAACCAUGUUGCUAAGUGAAAAUAUCCUCAUUGCAAAUAUGCCCUCUUACCUACUUGGGUGUCAUCAGCAACCAUCAACCUUUGAUAGUUUACACUCUGCUUCCUCCUGUAGGCCAUUAAUACAUUGUGCACUCUUUAAUGAUACUGUCAUCCUCUGAUUUAAAUCUCUUGGGCUAAUCAGAAGAGGCUGGGAAGAAAUGCUGACCAUUCGGCAUCUAAUGUCCUCACAUGUCAUUCUUUGGCAUAGACUGUGGUUGUGAACUGGAGAGUGCCACUUUCAUACACUCUUCACUAACAGCUCCAAAUUCCUGCUUUGUUGUAGGCUCUCCUCUAUCCACUCAGUAGGUCCUCACCCCCCCCCCCCCAGACUCCCACUCUCCUCCAACCGGACAUGUGCCCCCAACCCCAUCUUCCAGACUCCCUCAAUUUAGUUUGUAGACGAUAACACCAUAAUGGGCCGUUUUGCAAGUAACAAUGAGUUGGAGUACAGGAAGGAAAUAGAGAGCUAGUAACAUAAUGUCAUGACAAGAACCUUUUCCUCAGAGUAACAAAACGAAGCAGCUGGUCAUUAAUUUCAGUAAGGGGGGGAGUACACAUGUCCCUGUCUGCAUCAGUGGUGCUGAAGUUGAGAUGGUUGAGAGGUUUAAGUUCCUAGGAGUGAACAUCUGUCUUUUGUCUUUGUCUAACUAUGUAGGCACCAUUGUCAAGAAAGCUCACCAAUGCCUCUACUUCCUCAGGAGGCGAAAGAAAUUUGGCAUGUUCCCAUCAACCCUCUUCAAUUUUUAUCAGAACACCAGAGAAAGCAACCAGUCUGGAUGCAUAAUAGUUCAGUAAACCAACUGCUCUGCCAGUGACUGCAGAGUUGUAGAGUUAGAGACACAGCUCAACACAUCACAGUAACUAGCUUCCCCUCCGUCAACUCUAUCUGUACUUCUCACUGCCUCUGUAAAACAGUCAAUAUAAUCAAAGACCCCAUCCACCCUGGAGAUUCUGUCUUCUCUUCCUCCUAUUGGGCAGAAGAUACAAAGCCUGAAAGUACAUACCACCAGGCUCCAAGUCACCUUCUGCCCCACUGUUAUAUGAUUAUUGAAUAGUUCCUCGGUACAGUAAGAUUAACUCUUGAUUUCACAGUCUACCUCACCAGGACUUUUUCCCUUGUUGUGUACCUGCACUGCACUUUCUCUGUAGCUGCUACGCUUUAUUUUGCGUUCUGUUACUGUUUUACUUGUCCUACCACAAUGCACUGUGUAAUGAUCUGUGCAAACAGUCUGCAAGACAAGCUUUUCAUUGUACUUCCAUAUAUGUGACAACGAUAAUAAUAACAAACUAACCCCAGUACGCAUACACUUACUGGAUCUGUGAGGUUCUCCAGUCUCCCUCUCUCUGCUCACCAGGCCUGUGCCUCUCCACUCUCUCAGAUUCUCUUUGUCUGGUUUGAUAUAUCAGUAGAUUGUUUCAAAAGGUAACAGGAUACAAACAUAGAGGAUAGCUUUCACAAUAUCAAACAUUUUAAAUGGGGUGUUUUUACCAGCCAUGUUAUUUUUGUAAUUGAGAUAACCAGUGGAUAUAUUUUCAAUAAUUAUUACUUCUCAUGUCCCCUCUAAAGAACUUGCAAUAUUCUUGACGUAUUUCUGCUUUUCUGUCAUUCUCAGUCAUAUAAGUGGUCUCAAUCACUGAAUUUCCCUUUCUUUUCCUCCUCUUUAAAUUUAGUUUAUACUUUGUUCUGCCUCCUCAGUGGAAGUUCUUUUCAUAUCAAAAUGCAUCCUUUUUUUUUACAUUCUGUCUCAUUUUAAUUUUGAUGUUUAAAGUUACCUUGCCUUUCACCAUUAUCUGUGCAUUAUAAUCUUUCAUAAUGAUGAGCAGCUUUGCGCAUGGCGUCUUAGUUGUUUCCUUUGUGUCUCCCUCAUUUCUCAACACAGGCCAGUCUGUGAGCCCACGAUUGUGAUUCUGUUAACAUGACGCCUCUGCUGUUAACGUGGCAUAUCUCUGGGAUAGACAUUCAACCUUGGUGUAUCAUGUAGGAGGCUCUGUGCAUUUUUCCUCCACCUCCCAGUUUUGGUUCCAUUAAUUUUGAAAGUGAAGUACAAAUGACGUGACACAAGUGACUUAACAUGAACUUCUGCCUCUCAGAAUUUGAGAUAGUUGGCAAUAAAUUAUGAAUAAACUAAAAACAAUUGAACAAAAUAAUUUGCUCACUUUGGCAGAUGAAGUACUUAAAUAUGUUUAAAAUUUUACAUUAAAAAUAUGCAUAAACUGCAGUAAAUUUCAGUAACAUUUAUACAUUGAAGAUAGUAUUCACAUUAUGACUUUUAUUUUCUAUUUGGCCAUUUCAGUUAUUUUUUUAUAUUUCUUGUGAUACCACACAUCCCCUGAGCCUCAUUGCAAGAAAACCCUGAAUUCCACAGCUCCAUGAGAAUUCAGAGCAGGUUAAUCCACUCAGGAUUAACUUCACCUUGUCAUUAAGAUCAUGUGUGUUGUAAAAGAUUAUUUAACAGCUGCAUAUCUUGCAUUAUCUAGGUCUGUUACUGGCCCAGAUCAAUUGCCUUCAGCAUGUGCAGAAACUAUCAUCCAGCUAAUUGUUUGAAAAGAUGCUGAAAUAGGUACACUUGGAAAUCUGUAAUAAAUCCAGAUUGAUGUUCUCAAUCUAAAAGGUUGCCUGAUUGGACAGGAACAGAACAAAUAAAGAGAUUUGAUGUAAUUGUCAGCUGUGACUUGUACUUCAAAAUGAAGAUCACAGCACUGUAAAGGAUGGCUUCAUUUACUUCAUUUGUAGUUUGAAACAGAUUACAAAAUAUGCAUUUUUGAACAAAGAGCUGAUUUAUAUACUGCUGCCUUUCAUUUCAGGUUUUACGUGUAAAACUGAACAAUGGAUUUUAAAUCAAUUUACAGUAUUUCAGCUUGAUAUUUUAUGAUAUUUUAUAUCAGUAUGUACUAUUUAUGUUGUUCAUAUGCCCAGUGUAUGCUUAGACAACUUUGCUGUUUAUAAACAAUUUUAGAUGUGUUUCUUUUUGGGUAAUUAUGUAUAAAUGCUUCAAUAUUUUUCUUUAAAAAAACUGGAUUUACAAAACAACGUACGCUUUAAGAUAUUGAGUACUGCGGACUUGGAUAGCACUAAAGAGGGACUAUGCAUUAGUAAAGGAUUGAUGAACAUGUUCCUGCUACAGUACUACUCUGGGAACUAAUUUCAUAGAACAGUUAUGUGGCCCUUAAAGAGUAUUUUACAAGCUGGAGAGGGUAUUUUAUCAGCAAGUGAUUUCUUAAACUACAGAUUCUAUAAUUAUAUUUGACACUCACAGAUUCCACUCUUCCUCUUACCAGACUAAAAAAUGGGAAAUGUAAGCACAUGAUUUCACUUCUAGUAAGUAAAGCACAACCACACAGAAACUUCCGGCCUUCCAAGAUUGGAUGUGCACUGUCACUGUGUGUCUGAAACAGGAUGUUAAACAAAGCAGAUUGUUUUGUUCAGAUAAGGCACCACAAAUUUCUUGUAUAUUGCAGUAAUAAUCAAUUAAUACUGUGAGUGUUUGAAUGUAGGAUAUUUCUAAACAGAAACAAAAAAUACACUUAUAUAUAAAGUCAUUUUGAUAUUACCUCAUUAUGGGCAAUAAUGAACUGGCAGUUUCUAUUGUACUCCACCUCAUUUUCUUAUUCGUUGAAGUCAAAUGAAAACAAGUUUGAGAAAGGGCAAUCAGACUUAACAAUACCAGAGCAUGGAUUUUUGUACUACUGCCUCAUUCAUAAUUCCAGUCACCUUCUCCUGCAUUCCAUUCAAUUUUGUCACAUGCUACAGUUCCAGUCAGAUGCAUUCAUAUUCUGCAGACGUUGCUUCCGCAGGAUAGAAUGUUGAGUUAUGGUUGCAUUUUUAAACUAUCGAGUUUAACUUUUCAAGGAAUAAUUAACUAACAAAGAUGAAGCUUAAAAACCAUAAGUAUUAAAAUAGUAUUGUAGAUCCAAUGUCGAUCUACACCAGAUACAUAUAUUCAAAUUCCCUUGAUGAAGAAAUUUAUCUCUAGUGAUCAAAACUGAACAUAUGAUAUUUGGUUUCCAUACAUUCAAUUCUGUUCACUUCAUUGACCUGAACUGGAAUUAAGUUUGUGGGAAUAAGUACAGCAGGUAAAUUAUAUUCUUCUACUUGUUCAGCACUAGUGACCAAAGGCAAAUUUUGUCCCUUUUUUUUCCCCAAGUUCAGCUCUACCCGACUGUACAAGUGUAUUUGUUUUUAAAUGUUGCACUUCAUAAUUAACAUAUGUUCUUUAAUAAA
This is a messenger RNA of Mobula hypostoma (lesser devil ray), 6078 nucleotides long. RefSeq names its product ninjurin 1 (gene ninj1). The transcript is spliced from 4 exons. Lineage: Eukaryota; Metazoa; Chordata; Chondrichthyes; Myliobatiformes; Myliobatidae. Gene Ontology annotation, biological process: tissue regeneration; cell adhesion. Bases 168 to 716 code for a protein of 182 amino acids. The record is from RefSeq and is a predicted model, not a curated record. Gene Ontology annotation, cellular component: membrane.